This is a messenger RNA of Thrips palmi, 1123 nucleotides long. Its product is annotated as regucalcin-like. Gene Ontology annotation, molecular function: gluconolactonase activity; calcium ion binding. The record is from RefSeq and is a predicted model, not a curated record. The transcript is spliced from 6 exons. NCBI's taxonomy places the organism in Eukaryota, Metazoa, Arthropoda, Insecta, Thysanoptera, Thripidae. The coding region runs from base 1 to 1077 and encodes 358 amino acids. Gene Ontology annotation, biological process: L-ascorbic acid biosynthetic process.
AUGGCCCGCCGCACCGCCUACACCAGCAGCCUGGCCCUGGCGGCCACCCUCGCCCUCAGCGUGCUGGUGGCGCGGGGCGCGCGAGGCCUGGAGCUGCGCCAGGUGACGCGGCCGUACCUCCACAGCGAGGGCCCCAGCUGGGACCGCGCGCACAACGGCCUGCUGUUCGUGGACAUCGCGGGCGACUCGCUGCACUUCUACGACGCGGCCACGGGCGGCGUGCGAGGACUCGCUUUCGAGGGGCCGGUGACCCCCGCCAUCCAGCUGCCCGGCGGCACGCUGGCCGUGGGCGUGGGCCGCACCUUGCAGGAGGUGGACUGGGCCGCGUCCGGCUUCGGCGCGGUGCUGGCCUCGCGCCCCGCCGUGCUGGCCACGGUGGACCAGGACAAGCCGGGCAACCGCUUCAACGACGGCGCCGCCGACAGCCUGGGCCGCAUGUGGAUCGGCACCAUGGGGCCCGAGCCAGUGGUGGGGCAGGUGACUCCCAACCAAGGCUCGCUGUUCCGCAUCACGAGGCGACGCAGCGACGCGGACCCGCUGUGGUCCAGGCUGGUGGACCCGAGGGGGCACAGAGACACAGACGGCGGCGCGGCGCUCGUCACCACCGCCCUGGCCAACGUGAGCAUCUCCAACGGGCUGGUCUUCAACCGGCGGGAGACGCUCAUGUACUACAUCGACACCCCGACGAGGCGCGUCGACGUCUUCGACUACAACUUGGCGGCGGGCACCAUCGCCAACAGGAGGCCGGCCUUCGACCUGGCGGCCAACAACGUGGAGGGCAACCCUGACGGCAUGGCCAUCGACGCGGACGACAACCUGUGGGUGGCGUGCUUCGGCGGCAGCCAGGUGAUCCACGUUGACCCCCGCACCGGGCGCCUGCUGCGGCGCGUCGCCAUCCCCGCGUCCCAGGUGACGGCCGUGGCGCUGGGCGGCCCCAGGGACGCCCAGGGCGGCGACACCCUGUACGUGACCAGCAUGCGCAAGGGCCUGUCCGAGGACCAGCUGCUGCUCGAGCCCAACGCCGGCGCCGUGUUCGCCGUCACGGGGCUGGGGGUGCGCGCGCAGCGCAGGCCGUGAGGCGUGAGGAGCGCCGCCUCGCCCAGAAUCUCCACAAAGACUGCUG